Mollisia scopiformis is the source of this 987-nucleotide messenger RNA. RefSeq lists its product as uncharacterized. The transcript has 3 exons. The record is from RefSeq and is a predicted model, not a curated record. Bases 181 to 897 code for a protein of 238 amino acids. Lineage: Eukaryota; Fungi; Ascomycota; Leotiomycetes; Helotiales; Mollisiaceae.
AAUUAUAAUUAUUAUUUCAAAAUUUAAAAGCGCCGAACGGCAUAUAAGCGGUUUGAAAAGUACGCUGCAAAAGUGUUCUUUCCAUCAGGUCAGAUCUGAGUCAGAAUGCACUUCUCGCCUUAUCGCGUGUUCAGUAUAUAUCAACUGGAUAUUAGUUCGAUGAGGCAUUAGAGCAUAAAAAUGUCCUCCCAUUCAUUAGAGCGAGGAGAAGAAGAACAAGAAGAAGAAGUCACGCGAGAUUACAGGGAUCUCAACUACGAAGAAGCAUGGGCAGAAUACGAGCGACCCAAUCGAAGACGGGGAUCAAUACGCUCUCGCUCAGUCACGUUUCUCGGGGGUCGCGCGAGGAGCGUCUCGCCUGAUACAUUAUGGAUGGCCGAGGAUUUCUGGUCGAGAAAGCCGGAAGCGAGUUACGACUCUCCCUCAAGCUCUAAGAACAGUGAACUUUUCACGAGGUAUGGGCCCCGUGGUGUUUCGGGUCUGAGAUGGAGGGAAUACGGGGUGAGGAAACGGAGCUCUUUUCCUCGCUCUACGCGGGGAGAAUCUGGAGAGUCGAGGCCGUCGUCACCAGAGUCAAGAAUCUCAAACAAUGAGGAGGAGGAUGUCUCAAAAUUGAACGUAGACGAAGCUAAAAUUUCGAUUAACGACGUGGAUCCGGAGAAGAAGCUUUGUGAAGCUUGUCAGGGUAUCAAUGCAGAGAGGCUGGCUGUUGGUUACAAGCAUCUGCGUCUUGCUGACUUGGAUGCCUCUGUUCGCAGUUGCAAGUUCUGCGAAUUCCUUCGUCACCAUUUUGGAACGCCGAGGUUUCCGUGGUCCAAUCGAUUUCAAGUGGUUUUGAGCAAACUGUGGGCUGAUAUAAUUGAUGUCCAAAGUGGCGAGAGCGUCAAGGGGCGGUAAGUGAAAUGUCCGUUGCUUUAUUUCACCAGUACGUUGAUUUAUGCACUCUUUUCUUGUUCGAUUUGGGUGCCGAUCUACUAGACCUGCUAG